GGAGCACAUCUCGGAUUUUCCUGAGUUCCCUCCCUCUCUUCUCCAAGCCCUGCAAUCCUAUUGAGAAAUCCGGCUGUAGGUGAGGCAGCACAGCCAGUCCUGCACCCUGCCUCUCCUUUAGCUAAGUGCUACCACACCGAGGCCAUUUGGAGGAAUUUUACACAGCAAGACAAACAAACGCAGACCCUUAAGGAAAGGCGUGAGCUGCGCGAAAUCGCCACCAAAAAAAUUCCUCCGGAAAGCAUCCUCUCCUCAUCUCCCGUGAAAAGCAGCGCUGCUAACUAGCAGGCUUGAUGGAGAACGCCGUGAGAUAGACGGAAAGUCUUGUCACUUUAUUUCUGCAUGCUUCCCUGCAUCUUAAGUGGCAUCUGGGGCUGGCUGAGGAUCAUGUGAGGCUGGGUUAUAAACCGGAGCCGAGCGCUGGGGCUGGCAGUGUGUGUGUGUGUAAGCCUGGCAGCGUUGUGCUCGCUGCUUUCCUGUGCUAAGCUGAUUUACUUGGUUAAGGUCUGACCUCAUCAUCCUGUCAGGAUGGAUUCCCACCUAUACAGCUAACAGCAGCUCAGCAUCGGCUGCGAGAGCUCGCCGUGUGUUAAUCGGAGACACGGAGAGAGCUGCCGAGAUUUGUUCUUUUGUUGGCUUUUCUUAAGAAGAGGAGUUGAAACAGAAGAGAUAACAAAGAAUCCAUUUCCUUCCUAGAAGAAUAGGCUUUUCGCAUUUAUUUAUUUUUUUUUUUCCUUUCUGAAAAGAAAAAAAAAAAAUAAUAAAAUAAUAAGAUAAAACCCCAAAUAAGAUGUCAGUGUCUGGCAAGAAGGAGUUUGAUGUGAAGCAGAUCCUGAGGCUCCGCUGGAGGUGGUUCAGCCACCCCUCGCAGGGCUCCGCCGGCUCCGGGGGCUGCCAUCAGCAGGAAGCAUUCGAGCACAGAGGCACCCCGGUGCAGAACAGGCUGAAGAGCCACUCUCGGGACAGGAAUGGGCUGAAGAAGAACAGCAGCCCCGUCCACCACAACAUCCUGGCCCCCGUGCCGGGGCCGACGCCGGUGCAUCACCGAUCCAUCCACAGCUGGCACCAGCAGAACCUCAUCGAGCAGCUGCGAGCCAGCGAGGACAUCCCCAAAAACAGCACCGAGGAAAACUCUGCGAAAGAAGACUCCAGUAAAACCUCGCAGGAGCUGCAGAUGAUCACAGAGCAAAAUGCAGAUGAAUCUGCAGAGAGGCUGUCCACCACCAGCAGCUCCCUUGGGAUGAGCACCAAUGGCUCUGACGAGUAUUUCCAGUCCACGAACCACGCGGAGCAAACCUUCCGCAAGAUGGAGAAUUACCUGCAGCAGAAGCAGCUCUGUGAUGUGCUCCUGAUCGCCGGAGACCAAAAGAUUCCAGCCCACAGGCUGGUUCUCAGCGCAGUUUCUGAUUAUUUUGCUGCGAUGUUCACCAGCGACGUGCGGGAAGCGAAGCAGGAGGAGAUCAAGAUGGAGGGAGUGGAUCCCGAGGCGCUGAAGGCUCUGGUGCGCUACGCCUACACAGGUAUCCUCGAGUUAAAAGAAGACACCAUAGAGAGUUUGCUGGCUGCUGCAUGUCUUCUGCAGCUCUCCCAGGUCAUUGAGGUGUGCUGCAACUUCCUCAUGAAGCAGCUCCACCCUUCCAACUGCCUGGGGAUCCGCUCGUUCGGGGACGCCCAGGGAUGCUCCGAGCUCCUGAAGGUGGCCCACACCUACACCAUGGAGCACUUCAUAGAAGUAAUAAAAAACCAGGAAUUUCUUUUGCUCCCAGCUAAUGAAAUUGCCAAGCUCUUGUCUAGUGACGACAUCAACGUGCCAGAUGAAGAGGCAAUUUUCCAGGCCCUGAUGCUGUGGGUGAGGCACGACCUGCAAAACCGCCAGCGGGACCUGGGGAUGCUCCUCUCCUACAUCAGACUGCCCCUGCUGCCACCCCAGCUACUGGCUGAUCUGGAGAACAGCCCAAUGUUUGCAGACGACCUUGAGUGUCAGAAACUUCUCAUGGAGGCCAUGAAGUAUCACCUGCUGCCAGAGAGACGCUCCAUGAUGCAGAGCCCUCGAACCAAGCCCAGAAAAUCCACAGUGGGAGCCCUUUAUGCUGUGGGAGGCAUGGAUGCCACUAAAGGCACCACCACAAUUGAGAAAUACGACCUGAGGACCAACAGCUGGAUCCAGAUCGGGACCAUGAACGGCCGGCGGCUGCAGUUUGGGGUUGCGGUGAUCGACAACAAGCUCUACAUCGUGGGGGGCAGGGAUGGGCUCAAAACCUCCAACAUCGUGGAGUGCUUCAACCCUGUCACCAAGGCUUGGACCGUGAUGCCCCCCAUGUCAACACACAGGCACGGCCUGGGAGUGGCAAUGCUGGAAGGACCAAUGUAUGCAGUUGGUGGCCACGAUGGGUGGAGUUACCUGAACACAGUGGAGCGCUGGGACCCGCAGGCUCGGCAGUGGAAUUACGUGGCCAGCAUGUCCACGCCAAGGAGCACCGUCGGGGUCGCAGCACUCAACAGCAAGCUGUACGCAGUCGGUGGGCGAGACGGGAGCUCCUGCCUGAAAUCCAUGGAGUGCUUUGAUCCUCACACAAACAAGUGGAGCCUGUGUGCCUCCAUGUCCAAGAGGAGAGGUGGUGUCGGCGUGGCCACCUACAACGGGUUCCUGUACGCCGUGGGAGGCCACGAUGCUCCCGCUUCCAACCACUGCUCCCGCCUCUCCGACUGCGUGGAGAGGUAUGACCCCAAAACAGACGCCUGGACCACAGUGGCGCCUCUGAGCGUGCCCCGGGACGCGGUGGGGAUCUGUCCCCUGGGGGACAGGCUGUAUGCAGUGGGGGGCUACGAUGGGCACUCCUACCUGGACACUGUCGAGUCCUACGAUGCUCAGAACAACGAGUGGACAGAGGAAGUUCCUGUCAACAUUGGGAGGGCUGGAGCAUGUGUUGUUGUUGUGAAGUUGCCCUGAGGACUGUAAAUUAUCGUGAAACUGAACUGAGUGGAGUCUCAGAGGACAAGAAACAUUUCCAGGAGCAGCACAGACUGCACACCCCUCAGCAGCCCUGAACAGACAAUAUUUAUCCCUGAGCCAUCACACUAAUGCAGCACAGAAGUGUCUUCCUGCAUCACAAAAACCAGAGAACUUUGCAGAAGUGAAUUUCUUUAUUAUGCCUAAUAAGCAAAAUCCAAUAAAAUGGUUUAAAUGUUUGAAUGGUUUAGGUUUGUUACAAAAGUGUAUCUGUUAUUUAUAAAAUGCAGCAGUGAGAGAUGUGUAUAAGAUUUCAAAAACUUCUUUUUCCUUUCUAUGUUGUCAGGAAUGCUAAAGUUUAUAAAAAAUGCUUUUAUAUUUUAAGUAAAUGAAAAUGACUAUGAAACACCUCUAACAGGGAACUGCACAGAAAGAAAUAUUUGCUGUCAAAUAUUACUGUCAAAAGAAUAUUCCCUGUAGAGGCAUCUUAAUUUCUGUAUUCAGAAAUUAAACUCCUAAAUUAACUUCAAAAUCAAAUCAGAGAAGCCAAUAAUUUAUUUAUUUACCAUCCCGCACUGCUAGAACUGUGACAGAAUAUCCAUUUUGAGCAGUGCAUUGGAUUGAAUAAUUCAAGUUAAGUCGUGGUAGGGUUAAGGUACCUUUAUGCUAUUGUGUGCCAGCAAAAAGAAAUUUCUUUUGUCAAAACAUAAUGCAAACAUAAUUUGCAAUCACUUUCAGUACAUAGAUGUGUGAUAUUUUAAUGCUGCUCUGUGUUUCAGGUUAUUCAUGGAUUUCUCUUUGCCCACUAACCAUCUGUCAGUACGUGUUAAACUAAUCUGACUAUUCUUGGGAUAAUAACUGUGCAUUAAAUUUUAAAACAAUCACAUAAUUACAUUCCUUGAAUAUAACUUACAGAAUGAAAUUUUUAUAUCAUAUUGAUAUGACAAUCUUUGACCUCAGCUGAAGAUUACCAGCUUUCUCUCAUGUACAGUAGAAAUAUGGUAAGGAAUAAACCACACCCACUGUGUAACCUUAGAUACCAUUUAUGUAAUCAUGUUUAUGUUUUAUCUGGAAUUAGUGGAAUGAUAAGAAUCAAGAACAAACAGGAAAAGGAACACCUGAAAACAGCACAUAGCAUUCCACAUGCAUGAUAUUUUCCUCUUGUGUGCCAAUUUCUACUGUUUUGCUUUAAUUUCAUUUUUUAUAAUUUCAAAUGCUGAAAGUGUAUUCUAGAAAAAAGAAUGUAUGUAAGAUAGUCUAUGCUGUAAAGCACAAUAUUUGGUCAGUAUCCACCUCAGUGUUUGUUUUGUUGUUUUGUCAGUAUCAGAAAAUUCAGGACAGAGACAAAAAUCUCUCAAUGUGUAGGCCAACUUUCCUGAUAAAUACUGUGGUUUCAGAUUUCAGCAAUAUGCUAUUUUAAAACAAAUUUAUAGUAUUAAACCUAUUGAAUGCCUCUAAAGAAAAAAAUCUCAUAAGCAUAUUUAUAAAAAAAGAACAUUUUUAACUUUAAAAAUCAAUUAUGUUUAUAUAUAGCAUGCUACAUUCAAAUAAACUUUACUUUCUCUGCUAAGAAAA
This is a messenger RNA of Cyanistes caeruleus (blue tit), 4525 nucleotides long. It is a transcript of the gene KLHL4, whose product is annotated as kelch like family member 4. NCBI's taxonomy places the organism in Eukaryota, Metazoa, Chordata, Aves, Passeriformes, Paridae. Gene Ontology annotation, molecular function: protein binding. The record is from RefSeq and is a predicted model, not a curated record.